Molecule: messenger RNA, 3819 nt
Organism: Dissoconium aciculare CBS 342.82
Lineage: Eukaryota; Fungi; Ascomycota; Dothideomycetes; Mycosphaerellales; Dissoconiaceae
Exons: 1
Coding region: 158-3472 (1104 amino acids)
Source: RefSeq, a predicted model, not a curated record
CGGCUAACAAUUGAUGGCGGGAGAAUCAUCACGACAGUCAUUCUUUAUUCGUGAUCCAUCGCCGACAGACACAUCCACUUCAAGGCCAUAAUCAAAAAGAUCAGAUCUCGUCAGAUUCGCAUUAUUGAUCGUUUGAUCUGAUGAUGUUCAAGCGCCAAUGAAAACAUGGCUAAUUCGGCAGGCCCCAGUGCUGCACUGCUUGAGGCGACAGCGUCCACCGUUCACAACUUUAGAAGGCCGACCACUUGCAAAACCACCGAGAUGGGCUCGCUUUGCACACACACAAUGCUACCGGCCAGAAAGUCAUGCCAAUUAUGCCGUCUUCGAUAAAAUCGAUAGGCCUGAUCACACCUUGGACGGGUGGCUAGGGCUUCUCGAACAGUCAUUGCCACCACAUCUGCGUCUGCAGACUACACCGCCAUCGGACGUCAAGCUGGACUCUACUGAUACUGCGCAGAUAAUCCUCUCUGCACAGUAUCCUCCAAAUCCUUCUAUUGCAGGGUUCGAUCUGCUGCACAAUUUGGGUUUGAUUCAAGGCCGAUGGGUAGCAGUGAUGUGGUUGGUCAAGGAGUUGACCGAAGAUUAUCAUCAGUACACAGAAAACAGUGCACGCCUCGCACGCCUCGCGCAUGAAUGGCCGCUCUCAAAACCUCUCGCCGAAUUAACACUUAAGCCAAUUGAGCUGAGUAGACAAUUCAACGAUGCGUUGCCACAGCCCACGGUCUUUACUGGAUUGAACGACCUCUGCUAUCUUCCAAGCAAGAAUAACAACCUCGCCAAGAGGCUUCGACAUGCCGCUGUGGGUCAGAUAUGGCGCAGCAUAGGUCGUAUGACACAGGCUUGUGCUGGUGCAGCCAUAGCCCCCGAAGUCCUGGAGGUUAUCGCCCAUCUCCAUCACAAAGAGAUCAUGCCGACAUCAAUUUAUCAAUUUGAGCCCAACGUAGACAAUCUGGCCAUCCGGAUGCCUCCACUUCUCUCACUCCUCUCCUCCAGAAUCUUGACCUCUUUGUCAGACGCUGCUUGGCGCGCGCACGAGAAACUCAUUAUUCAAGACGCCAAAAGCAAAGGAGAUGCAUACGCAGCGCUACGCCCCGAGAUUCCCAGCUCUGUCUAUCGCGUACACGUUGCUGGACUCAAACCCGAACUAUGGAUGGAGUUGAUUCUCUGGUCGUGUUUGCGUGGCGGAUGGGUGCAAGAAGGCGUCCAGAUUUUGCUGUCGCUGUCGGCCGAUAGAUCCUGGAAGCCUAUCUCGUGGCAGGAGCAUGUGUCAAAGUUUUCUUCAAAAGCUGCAAAGGCCAGCAUGCCUGAAUGGAAUGAGUGGGAUUUCCAAUUCAAGACCCGCUCUCCUGAUACCAUGGAUGCUCCGAUUGCCGCAGAAUUUCACGUUGAUCGCACAAUAAGUGGUGAGGUCGUCAGCGCGUUCGCAGACGCCUUGGUAGGUCUGGUUGACGUGGGCGUUGGAAAUCGAGGGAUUCCGAUGCGGACGCUUGUUGCAUCGCUCCGCGAGCUGCAACGAUUCCUUAAUGUAUCGAGAUUGAGUCUCACUACCGGGUCUUGGGAUGCACUCUUGCUUCGUCUUGCUGACACUCAUAUUGUGGAUGCGAGAUUUGACGGGGCAGUCAUCCAGGAAAUCGUCUCGCUAUCGCCCGGCAUGUCUCGACGCUUACCAUCUACAGUCAAACAAAUGGAGAGCAGCACCUUGCCCAAUUAUGUUUUGGACGGGAAUCUGGCCAUGCAGGGCCUGCUUCACACAGCUCUAAAGGGGCAGAUCGGCACUGGUCAUUUUGAGUCGGCUCUCCAGGUAUUCAAUAUUAUCCUGGAGCGAGCAGAUGAGGACAAGCGCGAUUCAAUCACCAGCUUUCUGCGGAGACGGAAAUCGCUCAUGGACACUGCGAUUCGAAAAGGUCAUUUCACAAGUAACUUUUCAGGUAUCGAUUACCCAGCACUGAACGUACAAAUACCUGCUUUCGUUCUUGCUGCGCUGCUUGAUCUCGCCACUGAAGCCAGGUCCUACGACUUUGGCAAUUGGCUCAUCGCUAGCGAGGAUGUCGAUGGGCCUCUCAUCACCCUGCCGAUGUACGGCGAUGUGCACAUUCAGCCAGCGCUUCUCAAUUUUGCCCUCGAAACGAACAAUGAGAAAUUGGCAGAGACUGUUCUUAAACAAUCGUCAUCGAACGUCAACAUGCAGACCUUCUUCAACAGCCGAGUGAGCACCUUGCAAUGGGGAGCUGCAACAACUUUGUUGGAGUUGCUGGUGAAGUCAGGCCGAGACGAUGUUUGGAACGCUGAGAAUUUGGCGAACCUAGGCCGAGUGAUUAUCUCUCUGGCAGCAGAUCCCAAGCACGGUUCAUCAAAAUCCGAGAGUAGCCUGGCCAAGGCGGAGGGCCUCUUCACGGCCAUGGUCCUAGGCAAGUAUGAUGGCGCGGGCGCCAGAAAACCUGCGAAGAUCCGAGAAGUACAAUCAAUCAUCUCAGUACUCUCCACGGUUACUAGGCGGAUGGGUAAAUUCUGUCUCUCCAUUGGACUUCCGCCACGACAACUGCGCUUCAAGAUGACGUCUGCCAAUUUCAAUCUAAUGCUCGAAGGGAUUGUUGAAACUCACGGUAGCAUUGCGGGUCGUCGUGUCCUGGCCACCUUCUGGCCGUGGCAAGCCCGUUUGCCGAUCAACAACUCAACAGCAUUUGGCACGCGCCAGAGCACAAGUAUGCAGACCGAACGCCCUCAUGCCCUGCGGAGGCUCUUGGCCCACACUCUCCGAAUAUCUGUCGGAAAUCGGUCGAAACGCUCUGGCGACACACGCUCUACUGGAAAGUCGACAUCGAUACAGGGUACGGUUGUGCCGAACACACGGACGGUAUUGAUCAUCUUGCAGAGAGCUUUGGAAGAGUUGGGACAGCAAAGCCAUGAAUCCAAACCUCAAACCUCGGGCAUGACCUCUUCGCUAGCGCCAGAGUCCAUUUUCCCGCAAGCAGGGAAUGUUGCGUCACUCGCAAUGGCCUCGUCGUCCAACUCUUCGCCAGCGAGCGUCGAUGACGCAGGCCAUCGCAUCGACGCAAGCGACGAAAAUUUGAACAUCGAUACUGACAAAAGUCCCGAGACGGAUCAUUUCGACCGUGAUCUUGGCGAUAGUAGCGUUAGCGACGCCGAAAUCGCCGCCGGCAUUGCCGCCGACGAAGGCGUUCCCGUCGUUGACAUUUCUGCGCGCGGCAUGGUUGCCUGGGCCGUGCGGCACCUGACAGAGCUUCCUUCCGUCGAAGAAAAUCUGGUACGACACCUAGACUUUAUUCUCCGUCAGUACGGAUUGGAGGAGAUACGCGCAGAUCUCUCCCGGAUCGUCCGACAAGUUCAACGGACUAUGGAGAGAUCGCGCGAGGAGGAGGACGACGAUGAAGUUCACUGCACAGAGGAGGUUGCCUCGGCUGCUCACCAACGAGAAAAUAACGCCUCGAGACUCAAAGGGCCUCAUCGCUGAGGUGAUCCCAUCGCGACUGUGCUGGCGGAGUUUUAUUAAAGCACUGGCGGUGAUCAGCAUAACGCUUCAUGGCGUUAUAUCGGCUAAUAUCUGGGUGGUCAUCUGCUUGUUUUCCUCGCAAGGACUAAGCAGGAGCAGGAAAUUGCACUGUGGGCUACACAUUUGCGUUCCGAUCUUUUGCCUUUCCAGUUUUGGUCUCGAGGAACAAACCUCUGUAUAUUGAUGUGGCUAUAUGUAAAUAUUUGAAAAUAUGUGCAUUUCGAGAGUCCCUCGUCCGGCGACACUCUUCAACUUGGGGCUGCUUUGCUAUGCAUUGACAUUCUCAUGUCCCAAACACUACUCGGACG